Messenger RNA from Adineta ricciae, 1659 nucleotides. Lineage: Eukaryota; Metazoa; Rotifera; Eurotatoria; Adinetida; Adinetidae. The record is from the annotation of a GenBank genome assembly.
AUGUUUUGGCUUAUUCUUCUUCUCCUCAUAGGUAUUACUUACUUCGUAUACAAUCAACAAAAGAAUCGAAUACGAACAAAUGUCAGUUCAGAUAAGCAAUAUGAGCACGCGAUUAUCAUGGGUGGAAGUAUUUCCGGUAUGACAACAGCUGCGUAUUUAUCGAAGUACUUCAAACGAAUUACCAUUAUUGAACCGGAUGAUGUUCUGAAUGAAACUCUGAUGAAUUCCACCGCUGAUGAGUUGCUGAAUUAUCGUUGUAACUUGACGAAUUCGAAUACAUUAGGUCGAUCGGGUACGAGUCAAAGUUAUCAGAUUCAUGUUCUACAAGGUGAAGGCGGAAAGAUUCUGUUUGAUUUAUUCCCGAACUUGAAAAGUCGAUUGAUUAACGAACACGGUGCCAAAGUUGUUUCAUUGAAGGAAAACUUUCGUUUCGUUAUCGGUGAUGUUUUGUUAAACAAGAACUUAACUGAAGAUCUUUCAUGGUUUUGUAUCGAUCGUUUUACAUUAGAAACGAUUAUGCGACGUGAGUUAUGUUCAUCAUUCAAUCAAGAAACAAUUCAAUGGAUGUGCAAUACUCGAGUCAAUCGAUUGAUCGUUGACCGAUCAACGAAUGCUGUUCAAGGUGUUCGAUACCGUUCAAAAACGACUUCAGACAAAGAAGAAAGUGUGCUUUACGGCGAUUUCAUUGUUGAUUGCACAGGAAGAUUUAGCUCAUCAAUCAAAUGGUUGAAACAAGAUUUUGAUCUAAUCGUUCCGACUGAACAAUUACAUGUCGGAACAGGUUACGUUUCGUUCGUUGGUGAACGACUCAAAACAGGAAAUUCAACGUUAGAUUCGAUUCACGUCGGUGGCAAUGCUGCACAUGCUCCACAUCAUAAUAAAGGUUUUCUAACGAUACCCAUUCGUCAGUUGAACACGUCGGAUCCGAACUCAUUAGGUUUGCUAUCAAAUUUUGCUGUCUACUGCAUCAACAAUGAAUAUCCUCCGAAUGAUACUUAUGAAAGUCUCUUAGAAUGGGUCAAAGAACAUCUGCCGAAUGAUUACUAUCUGAUGCUAAAAUCGACUAAACUAAUCGGCCCAUUACUUCCUUAUCGGCGCGCGUUCGAUGAUCGAAAAUACGUCGAGUCCGUUGGUCGACGAUGGCCUCGAAACUAUGUUCUUGUCGGCGAUGCUAUGUGUGUUUUCAAUCCCAAAAAUGGACAAGGUAUGACACACGCAUGUCGACAGGCGCGACAAUUGAACGAAAUCUUCAGCCGAAAGUAUUCAUUAGAAGAAAUUCCUUAUGUCUACAACCGACAAGCUUCAUCAAUCAGCGAGGAAUGUUGGCUCGGUUCAAUUACGAACGAUUGGGCAGUGCCAAGUUUGAAAUUAGUCAAAACAGAUCAAAACGGUCAGACAAAAACAUACCAACGAACCGAUGAUCCGACGUUGAACUGUCUACCGCCGCAGAUACCUUUAUUCAUGCAGUUUCUGCAAUGGUAUACUUAUUGGUUAAUUAAAUGCGCAGCCUACUCCGGAGAAUUAACAACUGCGUUUAUUCACGUUGUUUUUCAAGAGAAAACUCCGUAUUCGUUGUUGAAACCGAGAUUUUUCUUUCGAAUUCUGUUCGCUUCGAUUUUAGAUUCUUUCAAUUUAACCAAACAAUUUUUAACGUCCUAG